Molecule: messenger RNA, 630 nt
Organism: Benincasa hispida (wax gourd)
Lineage: Eukaryota; Viridiplantae; Streptophyta; Magnoliopsida; Cucurbitales; Cucurbitaceae
Source: RefSeq, a predicted model, not a curated record
AUGGCUCCAGUAGAACUGAAGGAGCUUAAGGUGUCCUUUCUAGGGCAUGUGGUGUCCAAGGAAGGUGUAUCUAUUGACCCCGCAAAGAUUGAGGCAGUCACGAGUUGGCCUCGUCCAACCACAAUCGGAGAGAGGCACUACUUGUAUGGCGAGAAGAUACGAAUUUUCACCGACCACAAGAGUUUAAAAUACUUCUUCACUCAGAAGGAGUUAAAUAUGAGGCAGCGUAGGUGGUUGGAGCUAGUGAAGGACUAUGAUUGUGAGAUUUUGUACCACCCAGGGAAGGCAAAUAUGGUGGCGGAUGCUCUAAGUAGGAAGGUAGCCCAUUCAGAAGCCCUUAUCACCAGACAAGCCCAGUCAUGUAAGGACUUGGAGCUGGCCGAGAUAGCAGUGGUGGUAGGGGAGGUCUCUGCACAGUUAGCACAGUUAUCGGUACAACCGAGUUUGAGGCAGAGAAUCAUUGAUGCUCAAUGGAGUGAUCCUUACCUGGUUGAGGUAGCACAACAAGUGAAGAAUACCAUGAAAGUGGAGAUAGCAGAGUUUGUCAGUAAGUGUUUGGUGUGUCAGCAAGUGAAGGUCCUAAGACAAAAGCCAACAGACUUGUUGCAACCUUUGAGCGUACCAGAAUGA